Messenger RNA from Triticum aestivum (bread wheat), 695 nucleotides. Its product is annotated as RING-H2 finger protein ATL66-like. The coding region runs from base 20 to 367 and encodes 115 amino acids. The record is from RefSeq and is a predicted model, not a curated record. Lineage: Eukaryota; Viridiplantae; Streptophyta; Magnoliopsida; Poales; Poaceae. The transcript has a single exon.
ACCUCGCUCCCGCACCGCCAUGAGCUACCUCCUCUCCUACAUCUCCAAGAUGCUCUGCAUCAGGACGCCGUCCUCGUCGGAGGAGGCGGCGGCGAAGCGUCCGGCGGCCGGCGAGGAGUGCUGCGUCUGCCUCUCGAGGAUCCGCGCCGGCGAGGCCACGCGGCGGCUGCCCUGCGAGCACGCCUUCCACCGGGACUGCGUCGACCGGUGGCUCGCGCUCUGCAAGCGGACCUGCCCGCUCUGCCGGGUGUACGUCGCCGACGGCAACGGCGGCGGAAGGCAGGCCGCGGCCAAGCACGCCGGCGAGGGCGCCCUGGCCGACGACCUCGUCAUCUGGUUCUCCACCAUGCUCGUCCCAGGGUUCUGAGACGACGAUCAAGGAUGAUGUUUCUUUUUGCUCUUCGCUCCUCGUGUUUAUUUUCUCCUUUGAAAUGAUGGCGACGCAUGACGCAUGUAGCUAGGGUUGUAGGUAGCAAACGUUUUCGCAUGCGGAUCGUCGGCGAAUGGGCUCCUGCAAAUUUUGUAUUCGAGGUUUAUCGUCGCUUUACGAAUGUGGGUGUAAAUAAGAAGCAUGAUUGGUCUUCUACUAACCUUAAUUUGGAUACAUAUGCAUGCAUGGUGUGUGUAUAUAUAUAUAUGUGUGUGUAUUAUACUCACUGCAUGGAAGGUUGGCAAAAUAUUAAUAUUUCAAACUU